Molecule: messenger RNA, 1694 nt
Organism: Vitis riparia (riverbank grape)
Lineage: Eukaryota; Viridiplantae; Streptophyta; Magnoliopsida; Vitales; Vitaceae
Product: receptor-like protein 7
Exons: 2
Coding region: 1-1539 (512 amino acids)
Molecular function (GO): protein binding
Source: RefSeq, a predicted model, not a curated record
AUGUUGUCGAAGCUCAAAAAUCUCACCGACUUCCAAUUAUCCUACAAUAAUAGGUUAUCAUUGCUCAUCUACGCCAGUACCAAUGCAACCUUCCCUAAAUUCAGGCUUUUAGGACUGAAUUCAUGCAACUUAACCCAUAUUCCUGAUUUCCUGCAGAACCAAGAUGAAUUGGAGUUGCUCUUCCUUACGAAUAACAAAAUUCAUGGUCCAAUUCCAAAGUGGCUGUGGAACAUGAGCAAAGACACCCUAGAGAUUCUGGCCCUUUCUCAAAAUCUUCUUACAGGCUUUGACCUACUUCCAGCCGUUCUUCCGUGGUCGAAGAUGCGCAUUUUAGACCUUGAUUCUAACAUGCUGCAAGGAUCACUCCCAGUCCCCCCACCGUCAACCUAUAUCUAUUUAGUCUCUGGAAAUAAACUCACAGGAGAAAUUCCACCAUUGAUCUGCAACCUGACUUCUCUUAGGUCACUUGAUUUGUCUGAUAACAACUUCAGUGGCGGGAUUCCUCAAUGCUUGACCAACCUUAGCUCUUCAUUGUUUGUACUCAAUCUCAGAGGCAACAACUUGCAUGGUGCCAUUCCUCAAAUAUGCACCAACACAAGCAGUUUGCGGAUGAUUGACUUAAGUGAGAAUCAAUUACAAGGGCAAAUACCUAGAUCACUAGCCAAUUGCAUCAUGCUCGAGGAGCUUGUUCUUGGAAACAAUAUGACCAAUGAUAAUUUCCCUUCCUGGCUGGGAUCUCUCCCGAGGUUGCAGGUUCUCAUUCUGCAAUCCAACCUAUUCCAUGGUGCAAUAGGGAGCCCCAAAACCAAAUUUGAGUUUUCCAAGCUGCACAUCAUUGACCUCUCUCACAAUCAUUUUACAGAUGUAGAAUUUAAAGCCCCACGAUAUUCAUGGGAAGGUGCUUACACUGUCUCAAUGACAAUAAUGAACAAAGGCUUGAGCAGGGAAUAUGAGAAGACCCCUGACAUCUUAACGGUCAUUGAUCUUUCAAGCAACAAAUUCUAUGGAGAGAUUCCGGAAUCCAUUGGGGAUCCCAAGGGAAUUCAAGCACUUAAUCUUUCCAAUAAUGCUCUUACAGGCCCUAUCCCCACAUCCUUAGCAAACUUGACCCUGCUGGAGGCCUUGGACCUUUCUCAGAACAAGCUAUCAAGAGAGAUACCUCAGCAGCUAGUGCAGCUCACUUUCCUUGCAUACUUCAAUGUGUCUCAUAAUCAUCUCACAGGGCCUAUACCACAAGGAAAACAAUUUGCAACAUUUCCAGAUACUUCCUUUGAUGGGAACCCGGGAUUGUGUGGAAGUCCUUUGUCAAGGGCAUGUGGAAAUUCUGAGGCGUCACCACCAGCUCCAUCAACCCCUAAACAAGGUUCAUCAAGUGAAUUUGAUUGGAAAAUUGUAUUAAUGGGAUAUGGAAGCGGACUAGUGAUUGGAAUUUCUACUGGGUAUUGCUUGACCGCAUGGAAACAUGAAUGGUUUGUGAAAACUUUUGGAAGGAGGCAACCAAAAUGGAGGAGGAAGGCAAGAAGGGGGCAUAGAGGCUGAAUUUAUCAAACCACGAUUUCCUUGAAAGGUCUCUUGAUCCAUGUAUAUUGCUUCCGUUGUUGGGUUUCAUAUUUCUUCUUUUCUUUUUCUUUUCUUACUUUGUCGUGGUGUUUUGAACUUUUGUUUUCUAUGAUAUUCCAAGUCUUUCAUUUGAA